Molecule: messenger RNA, 3900 nt
Organism: Ctenocephalides felis (cat flea)
Lineage: Eukaryota; Metazoa; Arthropoda; Insecta; Siphonaptera; Pulicidae
Product: rho GTPase-activating protein 100F-like
Exons: 11
Coding region: 1-3900 (1299 amino acids)
Biological process (GO): metal ion transport; signal transduction
Molecular function (GO): metal ion binding; protein binding
Source: RefSeq, a predicted model, not a curated record
AUGCAGUGGCGGAAACUGGCUCGACUCAAGACAGCCCCGGGACAGUCACGAGCGCGGAGGAUGCUUUGCUGCGGUCGCAGAAAGGAGAAUGGUCGUUCCGUGCCCGAUCUCACGGCAUCUCCGGGGCGGGCGCCGGCGGGCAGCAACACAGGCGCCGUAAUUGCUGGCAACAUGUCAGGAGCAAUGCAAAGUAAUGCAGGCGCGGUCGCGGUCGUCAAUAAUCGCUGCAAAGAACCGAUGCUGCUUCAGGGCGACUUUCGGAAAGUAUCUGGUAUCAGUUCGGAAAUCUUUCGGCAAAUUGAACAAGUAGAAAACGAUCACGAUCCCAGCACGGCUGCAGCCCUUGAAGCGGUAGAACGACGUGGCGAAAUGAUUGUGCGUGUGCUAGAACCUCGCUUAAUGGGUAGCCGAGCAGCUUGUGAUGCCGCCCAAAAGUUUCUAAGCCGUGGGGACGCUUGCCACGUCGUGCAGCUAAUAGAAAUCAUCAAACGUCCAGGACAGACGCUUGGGCUUUACAUUCGGGAAGGAAACGGUGCUGAUCGUUCUGACGGUGUUUUUAUUUCGCGUAUCGCCCUGGAAUCGGCACUUUAUAAUAGUGGUUGUUUGCGAGUAAGUGAUGAAAUAUUGGCGGUAAACCUCGUGGAUGUUACUCGCAUGUCGUUGGACGAUGUCGUUAUCAUAAUGUCCAUUCCGCGUCGAUUGGUGCUGGCCACCAGACAGCGCCGCGGUGGUCGUGGCGCGGGUUCUCCAGGACCACCACCUCCAUCACGACCAGAACAAAAACCACCUCCUGUAGUUGUCAUUAAGAGAGAAUUACGAGAAGAUGAAACUGAUGAAGACCGUCGUCCACGUUCUUCUCGCGAACGGAGGACUGGAGACGGCCGUGAAAUGACUGAGUCGCGCUCACGUCUGGGCCUAGGGUUGGCCGGAUAUAGCCCACCGACUGAACAGCAUGGGGAUCGCUUCUUUUCUCGGCCCGAAGCACCUCAUACUUGGGGCUACAAACCUCCACCUCCACCACCACCUGUAAUUACGGAGCAACCCAAAACUGCACAACACUUUGGCACUUACUAUCAGAAUGCGGCCGACGCUGGAACGUUAGAAAGUCUUGCGGAAAAAGUGCAUUCUUUUUAUCCUGGGCGUCGAUUAUCAUCAGGCCCAGAUCAUGAUUCUAGUUCGCACACAAGAUUCCCUCGUUCCGGAUCUGAUCAGCAUUUGCCCCGCGUAGAAUACUCAGAUUUUUCUUCUUUGGGACGGCAUUCUUUAUUACGUUCAAGUUUGAAAAGUGGUGGUACAUUGUCCAGUCGCUACGCUCAACAGCGAUACGAUCCUUCGCCGCGCAGCAAAUACGCGACACCGCCGUCGGCCAGUACGUUGACUAGACGUUCGAGAACAUUAGAUUAUUCAUCGGAUACAGAAGCAUCAUGCGGUCCACGUCCUGAAUAUUAUUAUUAUCGCAACCAACUAACGCGACCAGCUCCUGAUAUACCCUCUAAGUUCAACUCGUUGCCGCGCGAUACCCGUGGCGCGGGUGUGCGCACGGCAGGACUAAGAACGAGACUUGAAGAACGGCUUGCGCAUGAGGGUGAUGGCGCUCUUUCGGCACCUGAACAUGGACGCAGAGACCGAGUAAUAACUGGCCGGCUACCUGCUUCACCAUCAAUUUUUACAUCUGACGAAUAUCGAGCUUGGUUGCGAAGAGCGCCUUCCAGCUCAGCUAUUUGUGAACAAAUGCGUGCAUCUAGAGAAGUUCUGAAUCAACAGCGUGCACAUAGAUUUUCAUGUAGUGCUGAAAAUAUUCAUGAUGCUCUUAAAAAUGCUGAAAAUAGUAUGUAUGGAGGUGCUACUGGCAUUUUGGGGGGUACAUUAGAUCGACAUUCCAUAAGCCGUCUACCUUCUGCGACACCAGUUCGUUCGCUUUCAACACAGCAUUUUGGAACGCGGACGCAAAGUGUUCGUCGCAUGAGACAGUUACUUGAACUCGGUGGUGCUUUGACCCAUGGCACAGCAAGUCCUGCACCGACACCGAGUUCUACUCUUUCACGUUCAAAUCGACAAGUUGACAUAAAUCCUGCCGAAUUUUUAAAAUACAAACUAGACAAGCCGUGCAAUGAAGGUCCUCCAGUGUCUGGAAUGCUCUGGAUUCAUUUAUUGGCUGGUAGAGGCCUACGCGCCGCACCAGAACCUGGAGCGCCUGCUGGAGCCAUUCGUGAUUUGUAUUGUGUUCUAGAGUGCGAUCGCGUUCAUAAAGCGCGUACGGUAGUACGAGCCGGUGACCUACAAUUUGAUUGGGAUGAAUCCUUCGAACUCGAUUUAGUAUCAAAUCGCCAGUUAGAUCUAUUGGUGUAUUCAUGGGAUCCGCAGCAUAGACACAAGCUUUGCUAUCGUGGCGCUGUGUCUUUAUCUGGUUUGCUGAGGCAAAGUUCUUUGCAUAGAUUGGCGCUCAAAGUAGACCCUCGCGGUACAUUGUACUUGCGACUGAAGCAUACGGACCCAGCACAGUUGUACCGAAGACGAGGACCGGCGACGCCGCGAGGUGGUCCUUGUCCUCCUUUGUUUGGUGCAGAUUUGGAAGGUACUGUAAGUCGCGAAGCUAAAGCUCUUCCCCCGGGAGCUCCAGCUGUUCCUACAAUAGUUAGACGAUGUGUAGAAGAAGUUGAAAGGCGAGGACUAGACAUUAUCGGCUUGUACAGAUUAUGCGGCUCUGCGACUAAAAAGCGCCUUUUGCGCGAGGCUUUUGAGCGUAAUAGUCGCGCCGUAGAGUUGAGCCCUGAUCACGUUCCUGAUAUCAAUGUCAUCACUGGUGUGCUGAAAGAUUAUCUUAGAGAAUUACCAGAACCACUGUUCACGCGAUGCCUUUAUCAGAUGACUGUAGAUGCACUUGGUGUGUGUCUACCCGAUGAUCCCGAAGGAAACGCAAAACUAAUGCUGAGCAUUUUAGAUUGCCUUCCACGGGCUAAUAGAGCUACAUUGAUCUUUUUAUUGAAUCAUCUCUCGUUGGUCGCAUCGGCUUCUGAGCGCAAUAAGAUGUCGGCUCAAGCUCUGGCCACUGCACUAGCUCCGCCUCUAAUGCUACACGCUACAUCCGAGGGACAGCAGACUCCAGAUUUAGAUCAUGCACAGCCCAUUGCUCUAUUGAAAUAUCUGUUGCAGAUUUGGCCGCAACCAGAACGCCCUACAGCUUCCGUAACGCAGGGCAUCACUGCUGUCGUCUCAGGUACUGUGCCGUCUCUGGAAUCUGCCAACAUUAAUUUUGUGGAUGUAGACAGGUCGGCGCGCAGAGCAAGCCGCGCAGCGUGGAGGCAGAGUCAAUGUGUCGCAAGCGGCCAGACGUGCUCCGCCACUGGCCGUUUAAAAGUUGUUGCUACAAUCAAGCCUAUUCAUUCACUUGUAGCUUCUGUGACAGAUGGGAUCUUAGAACCAGAUUUGUUAGACUACACAACGUCUGAACAUGAUUAUAUAUUAAAGCCCUCUGAUGCAAGUAGUCUGGAGCUCAGUGAUGUGGUAUUUUAUGUCGAUGAUAACUUAGAGACAUUUGUAAAAACUUUUUCUAAGGAUAAUAAGAGGUUAGUGCAAUUAUCAAAAACUAUUGACCUACUGCCUACUCGACCACAUUCAUUUUCCAAAAAGGUUGCCAAUGUUCACGAAGAAGAUUCAUAUCUUGGAAUGAGAACCUUAAUGGAGUUGAGAAAGGUAAUGAAGAAAGAAAAUAUUAAGUGUAUACUUUCUCACUCGCGAGAAGACAGUAUAAAACCUCAAAUCCUUUCUAGUGACACAAGAACAACAAUUCUUGAUCCUAUUGGUGCAGAAAUAGAAUCUGGAGAAAGCGCCUACUUAGCUAUAAUGAAUGACAUUGCACAAGGUUUUAAGUCCUGUUUUGCUGCUCCAACACGAGACUAA